Canis lupus familiaris (dog) is the source of this 2711-nucleotide messenger RNA. RefSeq names its product anterior gradient 2, protein disulphide isomerase family member (gene AGR2). The record is from RefSeq and is a predicted model, not a curated record. Gene Ontology annotation, molecular function: dystroglycan binding. The transcript has 8 exons. Gene Ontology annotation, cellular component: endoplasmic reticulum. The coding region runs from base 165 to 692 and encodes 175 amino acids. Lineage: Eukaryota; Metazoa; Chordata; Mammalia; Carnivora; Canidae.
UAAAGUUGCAGGAAUCAACAGAGAGAAAAGGGCCAGGUAGUUCCCAGGACAACGAAAUGGGAUUUGGAGAAUGAAUAAUGGAAUUUCCAUCAACAGCUUAUUAGGGCCUUUCUUUGGCCAGACCUGGAAGAGGGUUGUGUUCCUGAGCUGUUUCAAGAUUUGCCAUGGAGAAGAUCUCGGUGUCAGCAUUUUUGCUCCUUGUCGCCCUCUCUUACACUCUGGCCAAAGAUAUCACAGUUAAAUCAGGAGCAAAGAAAGAUACCAAGGACUCAGCCCCCAAACUGCCCCAGACCCUCUCCAGAGGUUGGGGUGAUCAGCUCAUCUGGACUCAGACCUAUGAAGAAGCUUUAUACAAAUCCAAGACAAGCAACAAACCCUUAAUGAUUAUCCAUCACCUGGAUGAAUGCCCACACAGUCAAGCUUUAAAGAAAGUGUUUGCUGAAAAUAAAGAAAUCCAGAAAUUGGCAGAGCAGUUUGUCCUCCUCAAUCUAGUCUAUGAAACAACUGACAAACACCUUUCUCCUGAUGGCCAGUAUGUCCCCAGGAUCAUAUUCGUAGACCCAUCCCUGACAGUUAGAGCUGACAUCACUGGAAGAUACUCAAAUCGUCUCUACGCUUAUGAACCUUCAGAUAUAGCUCUACUGCUCGACAACAUGAAGAAAGCUCUGAAGUUGCUAAAGACUGAAUUGUAGAGAAAAAAAAGUCUGCAAAGUUUUUUCUGUGUCCAGCCCUGAGACUUGGAACCAGAAGAGAUCCUAGAAGACUUUGGAAAAUGUAGGAACAGUGAUGGACAUGCUAAUUAGAUUAUGGUUAUUGUUACAACAGCUAUUUUUUAAAAAUCUUGUUUCAACUGUACAUGCAUGAAAAUAAUACUGCAUACUACCAUAGGAAGUCAUGCUUUUUUAAAAUAAAUAAAUCCUUUUGGGGGUGUUCAAACUGUUAUUCCCCCCCCCCCCAACUUUGUCCUUCAGAGAAAAGCUAUUAUUUUGGACACAUGAAGUACUCAAAGAAGAGACAAGACAAACUCAACAGAAUUAGUGAAGACCAGAAAAAGUUCUCAUCUCACUUCACUAUUCGCUCACUCAGUGACUAAAAGUAGACAUGAGCUAAUUCAACAGAAGUAUCAAAACAGAAUUUGUGUGACUGUAAAAGAAUAUGUAAAAAGGUGUCCCAAAAAAUUAGGUAACUAACUGAAGAAUUCCCCACCCCCCACCUCCUUGACUCUAGCCAGCCUCCUAAAUACACGCUUACCUUCAAGAAUUCAGUUUUAGUUAGAUUCUGCACAAUUGAACUCUCUCAGAGAAAAUCUCUGACAGCUUUCUCCAUCAGUGCACUGAUUUUGUGAAAAGGUCAUUCAAAAAGCAUUUGUACCUAUGAACAUACCCUCAAAAAAUCCUAAGAAUUAGUCUUGUAAUACAUUUGCCCUCUCAAGAUUUUAGAGUACUGCCCUGGAGUAAAUUUAGUUGAGUUGUUCCCAUCUUCACCAAAAGAUGGAGAACAGCAAAGGGCACAGACAUCAUGUCUAUGCAACAGAGAUCAGAGAUCACUACUUACCUCUGGAGAAGUUGAGAGAGGUAGUGGCAUCAAAUAGGGGAGCAGCUCUAGCUACUUUCAAUUCUUUAUUCUGAAUGACAAAAAUUAGAACUGUGUAUUAAUUUCUUCACUACCUAUUUAAUCUCACUUUCACUGUCACAUGGAAUUUCUUUAUCACUCAGACCCCACUGACCUCUUUGGCCUGUAAAUGGCUGUGGUGGUCCGUACAAUGUUUUGAAUAUUGAUACAUUGAUUAUCUAUUGCUUGUCUUGACAAACUUUUUUUUAGAACCAUUCUGAAUAGAUCCUUUGGCAUUAUUAUCUUUUCCAGGGCAGAGUAUAUAUUUUAAAUUCUCUUUCAUAGUACUACCAAAGAGCUAUAUACUAAUAGGUUCUGUGUACAUAUGGUUGAUUUAAUGAUAUACAGAUCCUCAGUAAAAAUAUCAGCAGAGAGAUUCAUCUCUCUUCUUAUAAGUAGGUACACAUGUUUAAAAAUGUUAAAUAUAUUUAGAAAGUUCUCUGAGAGCUAAUGAAGGGAAAACUAGUAUGCAUUUAUAUAAACAAAUAUUUUGAAUGACAACUUCUAAGAUAUUCAGGUUUCCUCUAGCAUACAUUAAAAUAAAAAUCAAAAAUCUGUUUUUUUUAAUUUGGCUAAGAUUAAGUUCUUAAAAUUUAUUGAAUAACAAAGUGUUAUUUUAACAACACAUAUAAUUUUUAAGUCAUAAAUCAAUCUCUGGGAAGUCAAAUGUUAAGGUUACAAGGAAGUUGAAUCUCCCUUAGAAAAGUGUUAAGCAGAGCCACGGUCUUCUCUACUUCUGAAAAUUUGUCCUAAUGCAGAUCAGAAAAUCAUUCAAGAAAAAUAUAGAGUUCUGUGAAGAUGCUCAUGGCAACAUUAUUUAAACAUACUUUAAAAAAAGGCAACCACCAAAUAAAAUGAUUACAUAGUUUAUUAAGACAAAGCACACUAUGUUGUCAUCUCUACACAUAAACAUUGUGAAGAAACAAAAUGAAAGAUAUUUCCUUGCUGUGCUUUUAACUCCAGGAAGUGUGUGUACCCAGCAGUUAGAAUGAGAAGUGAAGAUGCAAAGGGAAGAACUGCUGGAAGCUUAUGGAAUUAUUGGCAAAGCCUGUUCUUGACAUCUCACAAUCUUUGUGUUCAAAUAAAUUGAAAUAAAAGCA